This is a messenger RNA of Soboliphyme baturini, 278 nucleotides long. NCBI's taxonomy places the organism in Eukaryota, Metazoa, Nematoda, Enoplea, Dioctophymatida, Soboliphymatidae. The record is from the annotation of a GenBank genome assembly.
AUGAGGAAUCUGGAUCAUGAAAACGUGAUUCGGUUUAUUAAAGCCCGUAGGUGCGAUAGGUAUUAUUGGAUAUACCUGGAAUACGCUGCGGGCGGAUCCUUGAUCGAUCGAGUAGUGGCAACUCGCGGUCUCGGCAUGGCUCCCAAAGAUGCACAGUUUUAUUUUCGCCAACUUAUCGAUGCUGUGAAGUACAUACAUCGCAAAGGCGUCGCCCAUCUCGACGUCAAACCCGAGAACUUGCUGAUCAGCAGCACAAGUACGCGUUAUUUGCAUUAGUA